UUUUACAGUUUUUACAAUUGAAAAAUUCUACAAAAAUACGAAUUAAUAUUUAUCUCUCAGUCAGAAUUCCAUCAGAAUUAAUUUAAUAUAAAGUAUUUCCUUUGUGAUAUAUAUUCUAGUUGAUAGUAUCAAUAACAACAAAGACGAAUAGCUUUAACGAUUUUCACAAUACAUUUUAUACACGCUUUGAAUGUCGAGUUAAACAAACUUCGACUUGAGUCCCGUAUGGCGCUUAUGAUUCUAACCUUAAUCAAGAUCUCUAUUAUUAAUCGUUGUCUCUCUAUAUCAGACUUAUUUUUUUCUCAAUAAUAAUGACAUUAACUGGUAUAAACAUAUUAAUGUGAUUAAAUAUAUUAUUGCGAAGAGCUUUGUCGACUAUAAAUAUCUAAAGGUAUUUACUUCUUUAUUAUGUCCACUUUGCAUUUCUUUGUAUGUAUUAAAGUAAAUAUUCAACUCGAAUUCGACGUGGAACUUUAUAAUAUACUAUGUUAAUAUAAUAGCAGUUGAAAAAAUCAUUUACAAUUAUAAUGGAAAUUAUAAUACAUGGAAUUGGAUGGUUUUUAUCUAUGGAAUGAACUUAUUUUCAAGCAAAGCAAUGAACAAUAUCUCUGGUCAGUUUCGUAAGACCACAUGGGAUCCUAUACUCAUUAUUUCACAAAUAGUAGCAGUACAGUCUGUCAUGUAUUUUUUUCUUGGAAUUUGGAUCUGGAUUAUAGCGUCGCUUUUAGGCUCUACAAAUUCUUUGGAUUAUGCCUUUCAAUAUAAGGAAAUACACGUUCGUAAUUUUGGAGGACAAUUAGUAAUAGUAAUCUUUAUCUUGAAUGCGUUAGUAGGUGCUAUGGCUUUAUGGUGGUUAGUACAAAGAACAAAACAGUGUAUGGACUUUGCAUGUACAGCUCAUUUAAUACAUUUGUGUUGUUGUUGGGCAUACAAUGCCAGUUUUCCAACUUCAUUCAGUUGGUGGAGUUUAAAUAUUGUUUCCUUGAGUAUAAUGUGCGUAUGUGGAGAAUUUCUUUGUAUGAGAACGGAAUUGCAAGCAAUACCGCUAGGUAUGAAUAAUCAAAAAACAGCCUUGUAAUAAAGAAGUGUAUAUAUUGUCUAAUGAACCUGUUAGGUCAAUGAUAUGAAUACACUUUUCUUUAAUAUA
Molecule: messenger RNA, 1147 nt
Organism: Vespula pensylvanica (western yellowjacket)
Lineage: Eukaryota; Metazoa; Arthropoda; Insecta; Hymenoptera; Vespidae
Gene: Sys1
Product: protein SYS1 homolog
Exons: 3
Coding region: 554-1078 (174 amino acids)
Biological process (GO): protein localization to Golgi apparatus; Golgi to plasma membrane protein transport; Golgi to endosome transport
Cellular component (GO): Golgi membrane; trans-Golgi network
Source: RefSeq, a predicted model, not a curated record